This is a messenger RNA of Cinara cedri, 793 nucleotides long. NCBI's taxonomy places the organism in Eukaryota, Metazoa, Arthropoda, Insecta, Hemiptera, Aphididae. The record is from the annotation of a GenBank genome assembly.
AUGCUCAUGGACGGUGGAUUGGCGGUGUUAGAAUUGCCGUUCGGAACGCUGAAUUCGAUGUCGACUAUCACCAUGCAAUCUGCCCGCGCGCAGAGAAUACGGGACGCAGCACUCAUCGUCUGGGAUGAAGCGCCCAUACCGCCGGGAAUGCAACUUUCCGUGGUUGAUCGCUUGCUGAAGAACGUCAUGCAAUCUGAUUUACCGUUUGAAGGUAAAUCUAUUUUGUUCACCGGCAAUUAUCGACAGAUAUUGCCGGUCUUCCGCCGAGGUACGAGAAGCGAUAUCAUCAGAUCAUCAAUCAAAUACAACCGUAUGUGGCGGCACAUGGAGCGAUUCAGUCUAACGCGAAACGUGCGCACUGACAACGACGAGCACUUUUCCGCCUGGCUACUCAAGCUCGGUAACAGCAAAUUAACACAGGACAGACGUUGUUUUGGACGCCGUUGUGAUUCCUCCGGAAAUAGUUUGUAACGUAUUGGAAGUAGUGAAUUUGGUUUAUCCGUAAAUGUCGUUGGCCAACGUUGACGAUUUUGCUAGGAAAAUUAUUGUCUAUUCUAGAAACGAUGAUUGCAAAGAAGUAAAUUGUGUAGUGUUGGACGCUCGCGUAGUGGGUAACGCCAAGAUGUACACCGCCAUCGACACCACAGUAGUCGGUGACCUUAACGAAGUAGACAAUUAUCCCAAAUAUAUAGUUUCUCAACACGCUGGAACCGGACGGACUCCUACCGUACAAAUUGGUGCUGAAAGUCGGCGCCGUCGUCAUGUUACUGACUGCGGAACCUCGAUUCUAUGA